Messenger RNA from Neogale vison (American mink), 1939 nucleotides. It is a transcript of the gene LRRC43, whose product is annotated as leucine rich repeat containing 43. Gene Ontology annotation, molecular function: protein binding. The transcript is spliced from 12 exons. The record is from RefSeq and is a predicted model, not a curated record. The coding region runs from base 1 to 1911 and encodes 636 amino acids. Lineage: Eukaryota; Metazoa; Chordata; Mammalia; Carnivora; Mustelidae.
AUGCAGAAGCCGGGCGGGACCCUGAGCGCCGCGGUCCGGGAGCACCUGAGGCGCUUGUGUCUGCGCGAGUUCCCGUGCGGCACUGGCAGCUGGAAUAAGUCGCGCUUUCUUCCUCGAACGUGGCGAACAUGGAAGGAGCUGGUCCCCAGAGACGAGGAGGCCAGGAACCCUGGGGAGGAGACGGUGGAGGCGCUCCUGGGCCUGGUCCAAAGCCCCAACUCACCCUGGGCUCUGCCGGAGGGCUCCAGUGCAGAGGACCAUUUUCUGAAGGAACUGGCCAUCCGGAAUCCCCUGGUGCUCAAAGACACCUUCUUCUACUCCUACUUCAAGUCCCUUCGGGUGGUGGACAAGCAGGUGAGCCUGGUAGAUAAAGGUCUCCUGAAAUUCCUGAAUCUUGAAGAGUUGGUACUGAGUGCCAAUCAGAUCAAGGAGAUAGACGCCAUCAACCUGCCCCCAUCACUCAAGGUGCUGGAGCUCUACGGCAACAAGAUCAGCAGCGUGGAGUGUCUGUGCACUCGCCCGCCCCCACACCUCCAGCACUUGGGGUUGGGUCACAACAAGCUUCUGGGCCCCUUGGAAAGUCUCUAUGUCACCGCAGACUACUGGCCCAACCUCGUCUCCCUGGACCUGAGCUUCAACGACCUGACGGACCUGCAGGGCCUGAUUGCCAGCCUCCGCACCCUCCCGCACCUGCGGGUGCUCGUGCUCCAGGGGAACCCACUGGCCCUGGUGCCCUACUACCGAGGCUUCACCAUCGACAGCCUGCCCCGGCUCUGCGUGCUGGACGACAUCACCGUGUCUCCCAGUGAGAAGUAUCAGUUCCGGGGGCUCAGCCGGAGUGGGGACCUCUUGGCCCGUGAGGCCCAGCUUCUGGUGACUAUUGGAAAUGUCAAGGGCGUUCUGGACACCUCUAUCCUGGACCCAGAACCUGGGCCUCAAGGCCCUUUUAUCUCAUACAGCUAUUAUGUGACCUACGACUUUGUGGAAGAUGAAGAAGGAGAAAGAAGCACGCACGGCGGCGUGCUGGCUGAGAUCGUCAAACCCUCGCCCAGCACCGAACAGCUGGAUGAGGACAUCCCUGAAGAGCUCUUCGGGGAGGCCGAAGACUCCCCUGAGUCCGGGCUGUCCAGCCAGUCGGGAGAGCUGGAGGAAUCGGGGGCCUCGGACGGCUCGGGGCACCUACCCAGGGUGACCGACUCCGCGGAGGAGCUGGCCAAGUUGCGGCCGCGAAUAGAUCCCCGGCUCUGCCCCUCCCCGGGGACUGUUCUCUUCAGCACCGUCCGCAAGCCCUGGACUGACGUCAUCCCCUGCCAUUAUGAGAUGCAUCACACGCUCCGGGACUUGGUGCCCCUCAAGGCCUUCCUGCUGGCAGGGACCACCGUGACCAUCGUGGAGGAGAAGAUUCUCUCCUGGCCUCCAGUGCCUUCACCUGUCGACGCUGUGUUGUCUACCAAGAGCGGAAAAGGGGAGAAGGACAAGAAGGGGCAGAAGGACAAAGACAAGAAGGGAAAGGACCGGAAGGACAAGGCUGGGAAAGGGGAGAAAGAGACGGUGCCGAAGGAGCAGAAGGCGUCCAAGAAGAAGGAGCUUCCUAAGGAGCUCCGGCAGGACCCGCCCAUCCUGCGGGUGCUGGGCAGCGGCUUGGUGGCCUUGGAGCCCCUGCUGGUGGGGGAGCCACUGGUGUCCGAAGUGUGCAACUUCGGGGUGAUCCGCACCUUGGAAACGGACAACCUGAUCGCCCUCAGGGAUGCAAAGAAGAACAAGAACAAGAAAGCUAAAAAAGAGAAGAAUAAGUCUGCGGUUCACAUGGACGACGGCGACUACCAGCCGCAGCCCCUGACGGUGGAGGUGCAGGUGCAGCUGAACCAGUACCGCUCGGCAGAGGAGGCGCUCCGGGAGAUGUCCCUGUAGCGCGCGGGAUUAAAGGCUGUUCUGACGA